AUGGUGUUCCUGCGCGUAUCAGCGGUGGUUCUUGCCGCCGCGGUUGUUCUUGCCCUGGCCCAACUGCAGGGUCUGCUCGACGUCCAGAAAGUCCUCGAGCCCUAUCUCCCGGCAAAGUACCAGAGCCAACAGGUCUCGGUCGCUCUGCCCCAGGGCACAAUCGUGGGCAAGACACUGUACGGCGACUACCCACAACCGGUCGAGGCAUUCCGCGGCUUUCCCUACUCCCUCGCCCCCACCGGUCCCAGAAGAUUCCGGCCAUUGGAGCCUCUCCCGAAUGCCAACACAACAUACCAAGCGUUUGAUUAUGGGCCCAUGUGUCCUGGCAAGACCUUCCGGGGCCCUCCCAGGCCCUUUGCCGAGGACUGCCUGACCGUCAAUGUCUUCCGUCCGGCUGGAGUCAACAGUUCCGCCAACCUGCCCGUCGCUCUUUAUGUCCACGGCGGCGCCUUCAACCGUGGCUUUGCCGCCAUGCAGGAUCUGCCCUCCAUGAUCGGCUGGUCCGACAGCCCUUUCAUCGGCGUGAGCUUCCACUACCGCAUCAGCGCCCUCGGAUUCCUGCCGUCUGCCCUUACCGAGAAGGAGGGCCUGCUCAAUCUCGGCCUGCGCGACAUGUACUUCUUCUUCGACUGGUUCAGGGAGAACAUUGGCCAGUUCGGCGGCAAUCCCGACGACGUGACUGUCUUUGGGCUCAGCGCCGGAGCCCACGCCAUUGGCCACAUGAUCAUGAACACCGACGAGCCCUUCUUCCAGCGCGCCAUCAUGGAAUCUGGCGGAACCACGGCGCGCGCCGUCCACAAGCCGUCGGAGAAACUGCACGAGGACCAGUUCGAAAAGUACGUCAAGGGCGCCAAUUGCGGCGACGUGCCCGACGAAUCCGUCUUCGACUGCCUGCGUGAGCAGCCCUUCGAUGUUGUGUCCAAGGCCGCUUUCGAUGUCUUUGACGAAUACAACCCGUCUCUUCGGUGGGCCUUCCAGCCCACCAUUGAUGGCAAGAUCAUCAAGCGCCGGCCGACCGAGGCCUGGGAGUCUGCCAAGUGGAACAAGAUCCCCAUCCUGACCGGCUUCACCACCAACGAAGCCUCUUCUUACGUUCCCUCUACUCUUGACACCCCCGAGCAAUUUCCCGAAUACUUCAAGGUGCUCCACCCGGAGCUCACCGACAAAGACAUCGCCGAGCUGGACAAGCUUUACCCGGAUCCCUCCACAGACGAGGCUUCUCCGUACGUCGAGUCUCGUCCUAUUGCUGUGGGCAAGCAGUACAAGCGCGCCGAGGCCGCCUACGCCCACUAUGCCUACGUGUGCCCGGUCCACGCAACCGCGCUGCACGCUGGCAUCGCUCAGGACGCUCCUGUCUUCAUGUACCACUGGGCCGCCAACGCCAGUGUGCAGAACGGCGCCAACCACGGCGACCAGAAGGCGUACGAGGCGUACGAGCUCGGAGCCCGCACCACGCCCUUCCACGAGAAGAUGGCGGGCGAGGUCCACGCGUACUGGACGAGUUUCAUCACGAAGAACGGAGAUCCCAACGCGUUGAAGGGCAGUAGGGCUGCCGAUCGUCCCGAGUGGCUGCCCUACAAGAAGGGCAAUCAGGAGAAGAAGAUGAUUUUUGGUGAGGGCAACGAUGAGCUUGCGGGCGGCACUGGUGUCGGUGUCACUAGCCAGGUGGUCGAUGACACUUGGGCCAGAAAGGAGUGUGACUGGUGGUAUUCCAAAGGCAAGAAGCUUCACCAGUGA
Messenger RNA from Diplodia corticola, 1737 nucleotides. Its product is annotated as extracellular lipase. The record is from RefSeq and is a predicted model, not a curated record. Lineage: Eukaryota; Fungi; Ascomycota; Dothideomycetes; Botryosphaeriales; Botryosphaeriaceae. The transcript is spliced from 2 exons. The coding region runs from base 1 to 1737 and encodes 578 amino acids.